Trichoderma virens Gv29-8 is the source of this 1389-nucleotide messenger RNA. RefSeq lists its product as uncharacterized. The record is from RefSeq and is a predicted model, not a curated record. NCBI's taxonomy places the organism in Eukaryota, Fungi, Ascomycota, Sordariomycetes, Hypocreales, Hypocreaceae. The transcript has 4 exons. Bases 1 to 1389 code for a protein of 462 amino acids.
AUGUCUGGCCAGGAUAGUCACAAUAGCUCUCACUCACAGAGCAGCACUGGAGGUCGACAGCGCAAAGGGCUUGUCAGUGGCAUCGUGAGGGGCGUGGCUGCCGGUAUUGGACUCGCCUCAGAAAGCUAUCAUAAUCAUCAAGAGAAGAAAAAAGCACAAGCAGCUGCUGCCGCUGCCCCCGGAGAAAGUUCGAGGGCAGGGGAAAGCUCAAGGGCAGUUCACAAUGAGAAGCGUCACAGUUCGUAUGAGCAUGAUGACGAUGACUCUUCUGAUAGCGAAGAGCAUUCUGGACCGAUACAAGUUGACCAAGACACGUCCCGAGAUUUGGAGGAGGCAGCAUGGGAACUCGAUGCCGCGCAGUUACAGCUGGAGCCACCACCAGAUUAUGCUACUGUCAUGGAGCAAGACCUUGACGUCCAGGCUAUGGCUGAUGGUUUCGUUCGGAGUCAUGUAUUACCAUCAAACCAACAGGUUCAGCAGCAUGGAUUGCCUAUGCCUGUGAUCCUCCCGCAACGGCGACCAGGCGAGCGUGCCCGCGGCUUCAUCCACGCAUACGCACCGCUGCUUCAAAAUGUGGGAAUCGAUCAGGCUACUUUCAUCGACUUUAUCAAGCAGUUAAACAUGGCAACGGCGCCAUCGCCAUGGAUCAACGCUAUCAAUGUUGCAGCUAUUGCUGUACAGCAUGUUCCUGAGCCUGUCACCAUUGCCGUUUCCAUUGCCGCUCAGGUCACUACUCAAGUUAGUCUUCAGGCGCACAGCCGGUCUAAAACUAAUACCUUUUUGAACAAAAUGAAUACCGAAUUCUUUCGGCCCCUCGGACUCAUAGCUGUUAUCAUGACCUGGAAGCCGAGCCGAGCCGGUGAAGUCGUCACGCAAGUCACGUUUGACGCAGCGUUGCAGCAAGCUACCCAGAACGCUUCAGGUCCGCAGCCUGGAGUAGGUGGUGGGAUUAGUAACAAGAUGCAGGCUUCGCACGGGACAACAAACUUUGAGUGGCCUGAGUCUGCACCACUUGUGUUUCCAACUUUGGACAAGCUUGCCGAUUCUGCUGAGGGUAGACAGGUGGUUGAAGAGGCUGGGAAGAAGCAGCCAAAUGGCAUGAUGCGCAGCAUGAUAUUUGCAAUGGAGUACAUGGAUAAGCGGUCUCAGGCCCAAUGGGCUAAUAUGCACCCGGAGAGUCGUCUCGCACAGUUGAACGUCAAGCCUGAGUUCCAUUCACGUUACGCGGAUCCCAACCAUCCAGCGAGCAGUGGUAGUCUAUUAGCUUUGCUGACAGGUGGAGCCAUUGGUGGAAGAGAUGUCUUAUACCUGAUGAUAGCAAACCUACCAUCAGCCGAGGAAAUGGCAGCAGCGCAGCAAUUUUUACAAGUGCAUCCUAUACAGGGGUAA